This is a messenger RNA of Ceutorhynchus assimilis (cabbage seed weevil), 4074 nucleotides long. Lineage: Eukaryota; Metazoa; Arthropoda; Insecta; Coleoptera; Curculionidae. The record is from the annotation of a GenBank genome assembly.
AUGCCAGCCAGUUCAGUAGUGGACCAACUAAACGCCUCAGACGACCUACUCAACCUUUUAUCAACUGAAGAAGAGUGUGCCGCUAUCCUAAACAACAUUGCCAGCAGUAGCACUAAUCAAUUUGAAAUCAUUGAAAGUGAUUUUUGUGAUGUGCAACCUCUAUCGUGCCACUUCAAUAAAUUCACGUGCGAUAUUUGCAAAAAACAGUUUUCAACUAAAAAACUACUAAAGAAGCACUUGAUGCGGCACAUCGAACAACCAAAAAUCGAAUGCGGCACGUGCGGCAAAAAAUUCAGAUUCAACUACGAACUAACCGCUCAUGCUCGCACUCAUUUUGAGCCAACAUUUCAGUGUGACGUUUGUUCGAAGAUGUUCACGCACAAAUCUCAUUUAAAUGCCCACAAAAAACGUCACUCGAAACAAUUUGUGGCAUUUUGUGACAUUUGCAAUAGAGGCUUCAUAUCACAGCACGAGUGCAACACUCACAAGCAAACGACUCACACAAAAAGCGGAUUCAUUUGCGAAACUUGCGGUCAAAAAUUAAGCAGCCCGAGUGCAUUACGAGAACAUUCUAAUAGUCACAAAACAACACACAAAACACAUGCUUGUGAUGUUUGCAACAAACCCUACUUAACUCAAAGAAGUUUAAAUAAUCACGUUAAAAAGGCACAUUCGCAACACAAACAAUACAUUUGCUCAAUUUGCCGCAAAUCAUUAAGCAGCAAACAAACAUUGGAAACUCACAUCAAAAUGCACACGGGCCUUAAAGACUUUUUGUGCACGGUGUGCGAAAAAUUUUUCGCCUCAAAAGACUACUUGGAGGUGCAUCAACGCACUCAUUCCGACUACAAACCGUACCAUUGCACGAUUUGUCCAAAGACUUUCACUCAAAAAACUAGUCUUACUGUGCACACGAGGUACCACACGGGCGAGCGGCCUUACAAGUGCGAGAAAUCCAAACUAAAGUACAAAUUAAUCAAAAAAAAAGCUGAUCCAACGGACCUAGAAGACACUCUAGAACUGACAGGCAUAGAUAACGAAAACCUAAUUAUCCACAAAACAACAGAAGGCUAUCGAUGCCCCUAUUGCCAGCGCAACUUUUCGCAACGUUGUAAAUUGAAAAGUCACAUCAUUGUCCACGACCACCAACGUCCUUUCGUGUGCCCUAUUUGUCAGAAAACCUUCAAACACAAACGGGUAUUGGACUAUCAUGAAAAAACCGUGCACGGUGAAUCUGAAAAUUUCCCUUGCGACGUUUGCGGUAAAGUUUUCGGUAAUAAACGCAAUUGCGUGGUGCACAGAAGUCGACAUUUCAAAGAACACUCGGUACAAUGUCCGAUUUGCGACAAAGGCUUCAUGGGGAAUUUUUAUUUGCGAAAACACAUGGUUGUACACAGCGAAGAAAGACCUCUACAAUGCCCCGUUUGCGACAAAACCUUCAAACACCAAAGAGUUUUAGAUUACCAUUACAAAACUCUUCAUGAUUUGGACAAUCAAGAAAAAUACCCUUGCGACAUUUGCGGCAGAACCUUUUCAACUAAACGAAAUUGCGAAGUACAUCGCAGAAGACACAUAAAAGACUUCGACAUUUUUUGCGAAUAUUGCGGCAAAGGAUUCCUGAACAACUUCUAUUUGAAAAAACACUUGGACACCAAACAUUUGGGCAAAAGGCACAUUUGCGACAUUUGCGGUGCAAGUAUCGGCGACAAGGGCAAUUUGAGAAACCACAUGAAACUACAUGAUCCGAACUAUCAACGUCCACCUCCCGAAGUCUGUCAGAUUUGCAACAAACCGUUUUCCAACUUGAAACGUCACUACAAAGCGGCACAUGAAAACGACGGCAAAAACUUUAAGUGUGACUUUUGCGGCAAAUUUUUCCGAGGCAAAGACGGCCUGAAGUUCCACCUGAUGGUGCACCGGAACGAAAAACCUUUUGCCUGCACUUUUUGCGAUAAAAAAUUUAUUUUGAAUACGUUCUUGCAGCAACACUUGAGAACGCAUCCCGAAAGCAACGUUAAACCUUUUGAGUGCAAGUUUUGUCAAAAGACUUUCAUUAAAAAAAGCCUGUUGGAGCAUCAUUUGAAUACUCAUACCGGUGCAAGGCCGUUUCAAUGCGAGUUUUGCUCUAAGAAUUUCACUAGCAAAAAGAAGACAAAGACUAUUGAGGAAACAAAUCUUGACUUCAAAUGUCCAAUAUGCGACAAAAAAGUAGCGAACAUAGAAGAAUUCGACUGGCACAAGCAAGUUCAUCAACAAGAUUUGAAUUUCAACUGCGAAAAUUGCGGCGAGGGCUUUGUUGACCAGCACGAUUACAAAACCCAUUCUGCAGUAGAUCCUAAAAAAGGCCUUUGUUUGUGCAUUUCGUGCGGCAAAGCAUUUCCAACGCUGCACUGUUUAAAUAAUCACAAAAAGAUUCACAAAAAAGAAUCCAGAAAGCCAAUGGAAUGCAAAAUUUGCAAAAAAAACUACAUGAAAAUCGAGCGUCAUUACAGAGAAAAUCAUUCAAACCGAGAUCCUUUGUACGUGUGCGACCUCUGUGGUCGGAAAUACAACCAAUAUCCUGAACUGAGGUUUCACAUGAUGCGGCACAAAGGGGAAAAACCGCACGUUUGCUCGUACGAGGGCUGCGCCAAAAGUUUCGUGCUAAAAAAGCACUUGACUGCGCACAUGCGUAGCCACACAGACGAGCGACCUUAUCAGUGCAAUAUCUGCGGUAAUCAGUAUACACAAAAUGCUGGUUUGAUUAUUCACAUGCGGAAGCACUCGGGCGAGCGCCCUUACGAGUGCGAUUUGUGCAAUAGCAAGUUUACUUCUAAACAAAAAUUGAACAUGCAUAAGGCUAGAGCACAUAAGGAAGAAAUAAUAAUUGAAUAUGUUGAUUCAGAAGAAGAAGAAGAAGAAGAAGAAGAUGUAAAACCUAUGGAUUCCGGUCCAGUGUUCGUAAUAUUAUCAGAAAAAGGUUACGAAUGUCCGUAUUGUCGCGACACCUUUGCCGAUGUCAAAGAUGUAAACGCUCACAUUGAAACCCACACCCUGCCGGUAUCAAACAGUUGCGUCUUUUGCUCACAAAUGUUCCCCAGCAUCAGAGAUUUGAACGAGCACUUGCGCGACGUUCACUACAUCAAACGCAAAUUCCCUUGCGAAAAAUGCGCUCGAGUGUUCAGUACCGAACGCCAUCUCUACAAUCACGAAUGUAGCGAAAAAAACAACUGGCUCUGCUCCAUGUGCCCUUCAUCUUUUUCAACAAUACUCCAAUUAGAUGUUCAUUUGAAGGCGCACAAUAAGACUCGUAAAAUUGAAUGCCAUAUUUGUAACCAGUUUUUCCAAAACAAAGACGAACACGAUGAGCACUUUAUGCAAACUCACUGCAUUAAAAGCGAAGAAGGUAAACUGGUUUGCAAUGUGUGCGUCUCUCAGUUUGAUUCGUUGCCGGAAUGCGUGAUUCAUUACCAGGAUCACUUGCCUUCAGGCAACCACAACUGCGAGCUUUGCAGCAUGGUCUUUCUAGAACAAAAGCAACUGAACGACCACUUUAAAGUAAAGCAUUCCGAUGAACGGGUCAUUUGCGAUAUAUGCGGCUCUAGUCUGACCAAUCAAAAAGGCCUGAUAAGCCACAUGAAGCGCCACACACAAUUCGAACGUUCGAUGAAAAACUCGGGUAAUUGCAAAAUGUGCAACAACAGAUUUUAUAAGAACCUCAAGCGGCACUUCAACGAGUCGCACGGCAACCAACUGCAGUGCCACUUGUGCAACAAAAUUUUUCGCAGCAACCGAGGUUUGACUUUUCAUAUGAUGGUGCACAAAAACGCGAAACCUUAUCAGUGCAAGUUUUGCGGAGUGAGCUACGUGAUGCAUUCUUUGUUGAAGAAUCACUUGCGCACGCAUCCCGAGAGCGGCGAAAAACCGUUCCAGUGCGAAAUAUGUGACCGGCAAUUUACUAGGAAGCAUGUUUAUAUGGGCCACAUGAAUAUUCAUAAUGAUGUUAAACCGUAUCAGUGCGACAUUUGCUUCAGGCAGUACACUUCGCAGAAGUAUUUGGGACAGCACAAGCGACUCGCUCAUAAGAGAAACUAG